Salvia splendens (bonfire salvia) is the source of this 2383-nucleotide messenger RNA. Its product is annotated as pentatricopeptide repeat-containing protein At1g71460, chloroplastic. Gene Ontology annotation, biological process: RNA modification. The coding region runs from base 171 to 2198 and encodes 675 amino acids. Gene Ontology annotation, molecular function: protein binding; RNA binding. The record is from RefSeq and is a predicted model, not a curated record. The transcript has 2 exons. Lineage: Eukaryota; Viridiplantae; Streptophyta; Magnoliopsida; Lamiales; Lamiaceae.
UUUAUAUUUAUAUUUAUAUUUAUAUCUCUCAAUCAAAUAUUGAAAAUCGAGUUAUCUUCUUCCAAAUCCCCCAUGACUGACCGCUCACCAGAAAAACAGACCACUGUCAGCCGCCGCCGUCAAACCACCCCACCUUCCUGUAAAUUCUGAUGAAUUGCUGAAGAAGAUCAAUGGAGGGGCUGAGCAGCUGCAACCUCACCUCCAAACCUCACCCUUUCCAUCAAAUCCCUUUAAAAAACGUUUCCUUCAAAAUCAAAGCAUCGCCAUCACCGGUUUUCCCUCCAAAGAAAUCGAAAACCUCCAAUAGAAAGAGCCCAUCAUCCCAAAGCUUUGUACCACUCCACAGAAAAAACCCUCAUGUCGUUUACAGAGACAUCCAAAAGCUUGCAAAAGAGAACAAGCUUGAACAAGCCCUCAGCCUGUUGGACUACAUGGACCGCCGCGGCAUCCCCACCAACGCCACGACGUUCUCCGCCCUCAUCGCCGCGUGCCUGAGGGCGAAGUCGAUAGAGGCAGCAAGACGAGUGCAUACGCACAUUAGGAUAAACAGCCUUGAAGGGAAUGAAUUCUUGCAGACGAGGCUGGUUCACAUGUAUGCAGGCUGUGGCUCGAUUGAGGAUGCGAAGAAGGUGUUUGGCGAUAUGCGCGUUUCCAGCGUUUAUCCCUGGAACGCGCUGCUUAGGGGUAGCGUGGUUUUGGGGAGGCAUAAUCAUCGCGAAGUGUUGGGUUCGUUCAAUGAAAUGCGUGCUGCUGGCGUGGAGAUGAAUGCGUAUAGCUUCUCUUGCUUGAUCAAGAGCUUGGGAGGGAAUCGGGCGCUUCGCCAAGGGUUGAAGACUCAUGGAUUGUUGAUCAAGAAUGGUUUUUUGGAGGAUGUUAUAGUUAGGACUAGCUUGAUUGAUAUGUAUUUCAAGUGUGGCAAGGUUAAGCUCGCGUGUAGCGUGUUUGAGGAGGUCGAGGAGAGGGAUGUCGUGAUGUGGGGAGCGAUGAUAGCGGGUUUCGCGCAUAAUAAGUUGCAAAGAGAGGCAUUGGUGUACACUAGGUGGAUGGUGGAGGAGGGGAUUGCAGUUAACUCUGUUAUAUUGACUAGCAUUCUUUCGGUGAUAGGAGAAGUGUCUGCACGGAAAAUAGGACGAGAGGUUCACGCGUACGUGGUUAAGACCAAGGAUUACUCAAACCUCCCGUUUAUUCAGUCCGGACUGAUUGAUAUGUAUUGCAAGUGUGGGGAUAUGGUUUCAGGGAGAAAGGUGUUUUAUGGUACAGCGGAGAGAAGCAUCGUUUCGUGGACUGCUCUUCUAUCAGGUUACGUUGCGAAUGGGAGGCUCGAGCAGGCACUGAGAUCCGUCAUCUGGAUGCAACAAGAAGGGUUCAAACCUGACCUCGCCACAAUCGCUACAGUUCUUCCAGUUUGUGGAAAACUGCGUGCGUUGAAGCAAGGGAAGGAAAUCCACUCUUACGCGAUCAAGAAUGGAUUCGGGCGAGGAGUUUCAGUAGCAACGUCUCUGAUGAUGAUGUACUCCAAGUGUGGUGUUUUAGACUAUUGCUUAAGGGUGUUUGAUAACAUGGAGAGGAUGAAUGUGAUCGCGUGGACUGCCAUGAUCGAAAGCUACAUAGAAUGCCAACGCCUGCACGAGGCAAUUGAUAUCUUCCGAGCAAUGCAGUUAUCCGAGCACAGGCCAGACUCAGUCACGAUAGCAAGAGUGAUGCGUGUCUGUAGCCAGCUCAAGGCUCAAAAACACGGAAAAGAAAUCCACGGGCACGCUGUGAAGAAGGACUUUGCCUCUGUCCCUCGUGUUUCUGCUGAAACUGUUCGUAUGUAUGGAAGCUGGGGCGCCAUUGACAAGGCUAAGUCGGCUUUUGAGGCCAUUCGUGUUAAAGGGCCGAUAACUUGGACUGCCAUCAUUGAGGCUUAUGGAUGCAGUGGUCACUAUGAAGAAGCUAUACAUGUCUUUGACAAGAUGGUAUCAGAUGGUUUUUCACCCAACGAGUUCACGUUCAAAGCGGUCCUACAUGCUUGCGAGCAGGGUGGUUUUGCGGAUGAUGCAACGAGGGUCUUUACUUUGAUGACUCGGAGAUACAAAAUCGCAGCAUCUGAAGAGCACUACAGUACCAUAGUUGGCCUUCUGAGCCGUGUAGGCCGAACGGAGGAGGCUGAGAAGUUCGAAAAACUGAGUUCAGUCCUUGCUUUGGCUAAAAAUUAACGAUGAACAUGCCCGUCCUUCGUUCGUUUAACGCGAAUUUUAAACGUUAACCGCCUUACUUUCGUGUAUGUUUUCAUGCCGCAGAGGCCAAAAAUUGUUCCUUUGCCUAUUGAUAGGACCAUGUAAAAACGUUUUUAGAACCUUAACAUCUUUAUCAUAAAUCGAAUUGUGAGUUUUAUUCUCUC